CAUUCGCGGUACUUUAGAGAUAGUUCCGCUGAAGCCAUCGAUUGAAGUGCUUCAGUGGUCCGGGUAUUUUUUUGCUCCUUACACAAUAAAUCCAUUAUUAUUAAUCACUAAAAGGAAAUAUAUCGUCAUCAGUAAAAAUAAGGAAAAUGUGAUUUAUUUUGUAAGUAGGUAAUUUUUUGCUAAAACUGUGAAGAAACUCAUGGUGCGAAGGAGUAGUGUAAAAGUGUAGGUGGAGGUGCUACAGUUCUACAUCGGAAGGGAUGCUGUUGUAAAUGGGUAUACAGUGGCGAGAAUUAGAAUAUGAUCAAUAUAUUGUGUAGUUUUUUUUCGAAAAUACCCCUGUUUCUAUUUUAUAAUUAUCAUUGAACAAUUCAUAAAGCCUUAAUAUGUAUAUAUAAAACGUACGUGAAUGUUACGUUUAUAUAUAAAAAGAGAGCACAGAACGACAGAGAGUUGCAAGAAAAGUGAAGCAAAGGACAAAAAGAAAUGAGUGUUGCAAUUGGCGCAAAUAGGGGUAACAGGGUGAGUCCGACACCCACAAAAGGCUCCACAGCGGCAUUCACGGACACAGAUGUGACCCCCAAUGUUCUGGCGAUUCCAUUGUCUGCCAUUCAAGCCAAUACCACAGAGCCACGGUGUGGGCCUCUCUCGGGCGCUACCUCGUCAGCGCUCUCAUCUACUAUUUACGAUGUAGAAGUACCGCAGCCGCUUGUCGAUCGUCGACCGUCGGUGUCACUGCUCAAAUGGGGCCCCUCGAAGCGCUAUGAAGUACCCACGCCAACCGUCCUUCGGCAAGUGACUUUCAGAAAUUCAGGAAAUAAUAAUUGUGGAACAGUAGCCAACAAUGGUAUACGUACAGAACCCAUAUCUUUGUCCACUCUUGAUAGAGACUGUUUCAUCAUCCCUAUGCAGUCGCUCAAUAGAUUCCUUCCUGAUGGAAUUCCGCUCCCUGUGCCAAGUGAAUCCACUGAAAAGCAAACCUCAGGGCCACUGAGUGUGUUGGAGGUAUCGGAUCCAAAAUUGUGCAUUCUGGCACAUUUGAUGAGCCCACUGGAACCAAUUGAUCCUCUUCUAGAGUCCCCAUUGUCAUAUCCACUUCUUAAACAAAGAUCCGUCGCAGCGGAACUCGUUACAGAAGUUCAGCAAUCCAAUUCCGCAAUCGGUGGUAUGCUCCUCGCCAACAUGGAGAAAAAUGCGGAAUUCCCUUUCAUCGCAUAUUAUGUCAUCAACACUACCGUGACGGACCCUUCAAACUUCUACACUGGUGUCCGAGCUUCCUCCCUUUGUAAAUUUGAACCAAAAAACUUGAGGUACACAGCGGCCCAUACACUAGAUCUAUACAGCGAAGUGGCAUCGAUAUGUAGGCCACCACUAGUGAUGACUACCAAUGAAGUUGGAGCUUUAAGAAAAUCCCAAACGCCGUCUACGGGAUAUAUUAUAAGUGUAUAUAAGGUAUUUGAAGGUGAUGACGGUGAGCGUUUUGAGAGGAAUUGGCUUUAUUGGACAGGUGCUCGAAUGCUUUACAGAUACCUACCAAAAACUGCAGGAUUGAGGCGAAUUGCCCUUCACAAAAGUACAUCAAUAAAGGGUGACAAAAUGUAUUUACUCAUAUGCGAAUGUGCGGAUCUACUGAAGGACAUUACCGCUGCUGCGUUCCUAAUACCCGCCUUGAGGGCUCGUCUCUGUGGCUACACAGGACUCUAUCGUCCGAUUCAGGCUUUUUAAAUCGGGACCUAUUUUGUUUACUCAACAAGCCACAUUUAUUAUACAAAAAAGUGUUCAUAAAAUUAACUUUUUUUCUUCUAUUUUUUACGUAUGUAAUUUACUUGGUCCCCAUAAGUGUAGGCAAUUUUUUUGAGCUUUAAUUCAGAAUUAUAGGAAAUUUUUAGACAACAAAAUGUAGUGAAAUUAUAGUCCGCAAAUAUUUUAGAAAUAUUACUCGAUAUAAAUGAGAUUGUAUGAAUAUUGGAAUUAGAGAUUUAUUAUGGGAUCAGAGAAUAUACCGACAUAAACCUAUCUGCUAUCUGCCCAUUCAGUUGGGGUGACGGGGUAGGUUGAAUAUUAAAGGGUAGAGUUCCUAAACUUUAUCAUUUCUUGGUAAUUUACAAAAACUCGUAAUGAACAAGACAUUUUUGAAUUAAUGAAAUGACUUUUCUGUUUGGGAUAUCAGAAGAGGAUUGAAGUAGAGUUCUAGUAGAUGAAAUACUUCAAGCUUCUCUCUAACGCCAAUGAAAUUAAUCACAAUCAGGUAAAGCCGUUUAGGAGUUUAACACGUAACAGUGAGGCACUUAAAAAAAAUUGAGAUUAAACUUCUUUCCCGUUAAGAUACACAUAUAUUAGAUCUCAGGUGAAAAUUUAAAAAAAAAACAAGCAUAAAAAUAAUACAUUAUUACAAUCAGUCUUAUCACGACAUGAUAAGAGUACCGAAAUGCGAAUGUAUAUUUAUGUGUAAAGAAGAGAGUUUAAAAAUUUGAGAAGAAGAAAAAGGAAUAUAUGAAACAUAUCUAUGUAAUAUGAAAAACUAAUCACAAAAAAAUCUCAUAAUAUUUUUUAAGGACCACAGAAAAAGGAUAUCAAGUCAUUUUUCGUGAUACUAGCAAUUUCUCGAGUCUGCAUAUAAUUAUGCGAAUUUCUACUUUUGUAUAACUAUACACACCACAUGCAUAAGGUGUGGAAGAAAGAAGAUAAUAUUAAGUAUAGUGGUGCGCACUUAAAAAAAAUGUUACUACAUAAUUUAAAAAAAAUUGUAGUAAUUAUCAUUACCUUACACACACUUUAAGUAAAAUCUUUACAAACAGGAAUUAUAAAAUAAAUAAUAUAGAGAACAUAGAGAACAUAGAGAAGGUUACGAUAAAAAAAUUGAGAUUAACCUAUAAAACUCGUUUAUUCGCUAUUUAAAAACGUUAAAAUUUUCUUAUUAUGAAGCAGAGUGUUCACCUUUUUAUUAAAUUAGUGAUAUUUAAAUCUUGUAGAGAUAGAAUAGAGAUUAAGCAAGUUAAUCAAAAAUACCUACAAAUUACCCAAUAGCUUUUUGAAUAAUGUGAAACAUAGAGAUUUUAUUUUUUCAAAAAACAAACAUAUAAUAAAUAUAAUAUGCUUGGAAUUUAGUAAAAACAAUCUUAAUGAUCUUAAUGAAUUUUCUCCAUAUGUGAUUUUUUAUAGGUGUAGAUCAUAAAUGAACAAACAAAAA
Molecule: messenger RNA, 3190 nt
Organism: Lutzomyia longipalpis
Lineage: Eukaryota; Metazoa; Arthropoda; Insecta; Diptera; Psychodidae
Exons: 7
Coding region: 487-1725 (412 amino acids)
Source: RefSeq, a predicted model, not a curated record